AUGGAGCUCAGUCAGGCUGUCGAGUGGAGCCGUGAGGAGAAUUUGGAUGUGUCUCAUGCUAUUUUGCUUAGCAAAGUGCCACUGAAUGUCGGAAAUGAUAUUGUGAGCCGUGUACUUGAUACAGUCACAGUUUUGGGUCACACUUGGAUACGUGGUUGCCGUAGUGACAAGACUGGUAGGCACAUGUUCAUUCUAGUGGAGACUUCUGCUGCUUUAGAACCCGUUUCUUUACCCCCUGAGAUGGGAAUUAUAGGUGAAGCGGGUCCCUGGUCUGUUCAUGCUCUGAGUAGUUUGCCGUAUGUUAACCCUGUCCCUGAAGGGGAUGCAUUUGAGGUCAAGCUGUUGGCAUUGUUACAGCAGGAGGGUAAGUCAAUGGGUGAUGUUAAGGCUGUUGUCAUGGGCACCCAGCAUCCUACACCUGAUGUCAGCACGGAUUUAGUCAAUGCCAUAAGCAAGCUGGUGGACCGCUGUAAUCAGGCCCCAUCUGAUGCACCUAGUUAUAGGAAGCUGAGGUUGUUUUCAGGUUUGCGACCUGUUCCCCCUGGUGAGGAGGAAUAUGAUUCCUGGAUGGAACAGGCUACUCAGAUGAGCACUGAAUGGCAGUGUGCAGAUGCUGCAAAGAGGCAACGCAUUGUUGAAAGCUUGCGUGGGCCUGCUGGGGACAUCGUGAGGUUUUUGAAGGUCAGUAAUCCCUCUUCCACGGCUACUGAGUAUUUAACUGCUCUUGACACUGUGUAUGGGUCCACUGAGAGUGGGGCAGAUCUUAUGGCAUCGUUUCGCCAUACAUUCCAGGAAGAUGGAGAGAGACUGUCUGCUUACCUCUGUCGCUUGGAUAAACUCCUCCACCGUGUUCUUGUGAGAGGAGGGAUUGGUCCUGCAGACUUGAAUCAUGCACGCAUGGAGCAGCUCUUUAAGGGUGCCCUUACCACUGACUUGGUGGCUUUAUGUGUGCGAAUGAUGCAUACUUUGCAAGAUCCACCUACUUUCUCUCAGCUGAUGCGGGAAAUCCGAGAAGAGGAGCAUUGGGUGGCUGUGAAUCCGGCGGCAUCUGAGGUGGAUAGUUUAAGGAAUGAAGUCAAGGAGCUGACAGCUUUAGUGAGUAGGGUUUUGAGUGCUGCUACCCUGACUCCUGAAAUGCCAGCCCCACAGACUGCACUGGUUUCCUCGAGGGUUGAUUCCUCGACCUUUCCCACGUCUGCUGCUUCAUCUGUUUUGCCUGGCAUCUUUUGCUAUAAGUGUGGGGAGGAUGGUCACACCCCAAGCGAGAGUGUACGCGUUCUGAGAACCUCAGACUGGUGA
Lampris incognitus (smalleye Pacific opah) is the source of this 1299-nucleotide messenger RNA. RefSeq names its product paraneoplastic antigen Ma1 homolog. Lineage: Eukaryota; Metazoa; Chordata; Actinopteri; Lampriformes; Lampridae. The record is from RefSeq and is a predicted model, not a curated record. The coding region runs from base 1 to 1299 and encodes 432 amino acids. The transcript is spliced from 2 exons.